AUGGCCCCUUCUCUCAACACCCACUCUUCCUUUACGCGCCCUCGCACCGGCGACCGCGAGGGCCGUCCGACGACCAGAGACCAGGGCGACAAUAACCUGAUCAUUCCGAGCCGCACGUCGUCGCUUCACUCUCGCAUCACCCAGCCGAUUCCCUCGACGCUCAAUGUCAAACCUCAGCAGCGCACGCCGAAGACGCUUACACAUGCCUAUAUGGUCUGCGGUGUUGGCCGGGAGCCGUCUCAAUGGGUUAAGGCCCCGCCCCCUGCCCAGGGCAAGAUUGGUCAUAUGAAGGGAGCUGUCGGCCAAUUUUGGCUGCCGGAGAUUCUGGGUAGCAGUCCCAGGCUUGAGCAGGACAACGAGAUCGCCAGAUCGCUUCAUGCUGCCAUGAGGGCCUGCUUCCCCCACGACGUCGAGAUUUGCACCGGACGAAGCCAACCCCAUUGCGUUCAUCAUGCUUUCGUGCUCCAGCAGGAUUCCUCCCACACACUCUAUGGCAUCUGCCUACGCGUCUGGUCUCGCGCCGACGAGAAGCGGGCGGAGACGAUUCGGGACCUGAGGAAGAGGACGGAACCUGACUUUUACGACAAUCCCGAAGAGACAUAUUGGAUCCCCUACUGCCUCUCUUUCCUGUCCCGGUACCCGCUGUACAACCUGCUGGGUGACUACUUGAGGGGCAUGUGGAUUCACUGGAACAAGGCAACCAAUCUGUUCCAUGCCGAGGAGGUUUCCCGUAUUCUCAGCUUCCCCGCCCCGCGGCUCAACGACCUUGUCCGGAUCGACAUGAAGGACUACGCGUUGUGUUACCAAUUCCCCUCUUCGCCGACGGGUUUCCAGAACUUUGCCAUGUGGCCCUUGUUCUGCUGCCUUUCGAUCCCCAACAUUGUGGGCGUCGUCGAGGCAGCCAUCUCCCCGACGCGCCGUAUCAUCCUCGUCAGCCACUACCCUGCGAUGCUUACCAUGGCGGCCGAGACGGUCAGAUACUGUGUGAGGGUGUACGAGUGGAGUGGCCUCUACGUCCCGGUCGUUCAUGCCCGUCAUGCCAAGGAACUGGUUCAGGAACCCGGCCCUUACAUACUCGGCAUCACCGCCGAAUGCCGAUCGCUCUUCACAGCACCCACUGAUGCCUUGGUCGUGGACUUGGACCGCAACUUUGUGCUCACCUCGAGCCCUCCAACGGCACUGAAUCCGGGUCAGCGCAACAAGUUCGUCACCCGUCUGACACAGGCUCUCAAUGGCGACGUCACGCCGUCCGGCGUCCCCCAACAUCUCCGCUCCGCCUACGGUGGAGGCAAGUUGAUCCCCGCCGGGCAGAUCAUUGUCAUGCGUGGCGAGGUCGAGUCGAUCCAGGAUCCGGAGUGGUGGAACCAGGACGCCGUCAUGACCGUCAUGGAUCACGUCUGCGAGAAGAUGGGCCGCAACACGGGCCUCAAGGCCGUCUUCGGGGGAGCGGUCAAGAAGCCGCUCAUGACGAAGGUGUCUAUGAGGCAUCUGAAUGAGAUUGUUCGCGAGAGGAACCAGUACUCUCGCGACGCACUGGAGGCCUGGCAAGAUUUUAUCAACCUGAAGGGUCGCAUGGAUACCGAGCUCAACAAGGUCACCAAGCGGAACAACUAUCUGGUUGAGGAGCUUGAGAGCUGGAAGCAACAGUUCCUGAAAUUCCAAGCCUUUGCCGAACAGCUCACGAAGGAAACACAGGACCUGAAGUCGAAGAUUGAGAAUCACAAGAGGGAGAACAGGCGGCUGGCUGGCCUGCUUGACCAGCAGAAGGACGACAAUGCCCGGCUUACCGUACGCCUGGGCGGCACUGAGAAGCAGCGUGACGAUGCGCUUGAGGCACUUGUGCUCCAGCAGGAGAUUGCCGAGGAGCUGGAGCGCGAGCGCAAGCGUAACAAGAAGGAGCUCGCUGCGCUGCAGCAUACCAACGCAACUAUCAUGCGGCAGCGGGACGAAGCGCGUCGCGUUGUGCUCCACCUGCGCAGCCUCAUUGGCGGACAAAGCCACCACAUGGAGCACCUCGUCCGCUCUCUUACCAAGCCGGACGAGCUCAUCUCGGAGAUCGAAACCGGCUUCGAGCACGACGAGGGCGGCGAGCAGGACGGCCCCACACCCAACGAGGGUCUCUCCCCAGAAGCCCAAGCCAAUCUCCGGAGCGCCGCUCUGGCCAACAAGCGCAUGUCGGCGUCUAGUUUCAUCGACGUGGCCGAUCGUCAUCUCAAGGACAAGACGGACGCCAUUGCGCACAUCAUCCGGAACAUUGCCGAGCAGUGCCAGGCUGCCGUGGAGGGCCUGCAGCUCGCGCAGGACGCCGAGAUCGACGAGCGUGCGAGGCGAGCGGCGGCGCACCGCCGGCACAGCAACCUGUCGAUGGCGCACAGCGACGACGGCAACGACACUCUCUCCAACGCCGCGUCGGAGGUUGGCGAUGACAGCUUGCUCCACCCCACCUCGGGGCGCGCGUCGAGCAUCCCCCCCACACCGGACCUGGUGCCGAACCGGAGCAGCACGGCCAUGUCUUUCGCCUCGACGGCCACGACGCCCGAGCGGUCGAGCCAGCAGUUCAUGAUCCGCGAGGACAUCCCCACCAAGAUCGUGGAGGACGACGAGGACGACCUGGAGGAAGGCCGCAGCGAGUCGGAAACGAUUCCCCAGGAGCACGGCCUGGUCGGCAAGCAUGCCGAGAGCUUGAUCCACAGGCCCUCUGGGGCUAGGAUUAGCGCCUUGGGCGGUUCCCGCUGA
This is a messenger RNA of Sodiomyces alkalinus F11, 2736 nucleotides long. RefSeq lists its product as hypothetical. The transcript has 3 exons. Gene Ontology annotation, biological process: regulation of Rab protein signal transduction. Gene Ontology annotation, cellular component: cytoplasmic vesicle. The record is from RefSeq and is a predicted model, not a curated record. Lineage: Eukaryota; Fungi; Ascomycota; Sordariomycetes; Glomerellales; Plectosphaerellaceae. The coding region runs from base 1 to 2736 and encodes 911 amino acids.